AUGUCCUCCAAAAGUAAAAUCAAACUGAACCGGCGAAAUUUACCUUUUGGCUCGCGAAAUUAUCUAGGAUAUCAUUCUCAAUCAGAUGUGCGAAUUGAGAGAACUGGGAAACUCAGGUUGUCCACUAAUGACCUGGAAAGAAACGCGAAUCUUGGAACACUAACAAAUGAAUCAAAAAGGUGUCUACGAAAUCUAGCCGCGUAUAAACCUCCGAAAGAUGCCUUUCCUCAACCGUGGCUGCCAUUCCCUCGCUCAAGGUGUGCAGCUGUUCUCGUAGCUCUGUUUGUGGGACGCAAAGGCGAUCUGUAUGUCUUGUUGAGCAAGCGCGCUUCUACUCUCCGUUCGUUUGCUGGUGACACUUCGCUACCUGGUGGUAAAAUGGAUCCAGAGGAUAAGACAAUAGAAGAUACCGCUAGAAGAGAAGCUUUUGAAGAAAUAGGUCUCCCUCCGGAUCAAAGCAAAGUGCCGCUACUUUGUGUUUUGGAGCCGUUUUAUGUGGCAAAAGAAUUACUGGUAACUCCAGUCGUUGUUCUUAUCCUGGACAAUACCCUUCAACCUAUUCUCAAUGCGCCGGAAGUAACAGCUCUCUUCUCUCAUCCGCUUGCGUCCUUUCUAUCUUCCACACCACCGGCCAGUAUAAUUCGCUCGGAGCCGGAACUCGUCGAGCUUGGAGACGAUGGUACGGGUUACCGCUACCAUAUCUCACACGAUUGGGAUUGGGAUGGUCCGCCUGUCGUGGUCGACCCUUCGAAAGUCAGGCAUGCGAAAACAAAGCGGACAGAUCGACGAUCUAGUCUCGUCUCUGACUCCAACUCAGUCGAGCCGAUUAUUCAAAGACCAAAAUUCAGGAUGCACCAAUUCCUCACGGGUAGAGAAGCAGGAGGUAUCAAACCAGUGUACGGUCUAACAGCUGCAAUUAUGAUUCACACCGCUAGAGUCGGAUACUCUCCCUCACCGCCUGCGCUAGCCUCUCCGGAUUUUGAAGUAUCACCUCCCGGCAGUCCCAGUACAUCGACCCGUAUUGCCUGGGCGUUCUGUCGCCCAAAUCCACCCGAUCGACCGAACCUCUUGCGGCAGGCGCUAGAGGAGGAGGGUUUGGCCGGGAAAGUAGAUUGGAAAAGGGUGCGUGAGGUCGCAGGGGUAAUCGAAGAAGAUGUUGGACCUAGAAGAGGUUUGAAGAAUUCUAGCUCAGGUUCGCCUUCGUUUGGACAUAUUAUUAGAACACGCAGUAAACUGUAG
Molecule: messenger RNA, 1239 nt
Organism: Lentinula edodes (shiitake mushroom)
Lineage: Eukaryota; Fungi; Basidiomycota; Agaricomycetes; Agaricales; Omphalotaceae
Product: NUDIX hydrolase domain-like protein
Exons: 8
Coding region: 1-1239 (412 amino acids)
Biological process (GO): coenzyme A catabolic process
Molecular function (GO): coenzyme A diphosphatase activity; acetyl-CoA hydrolase activity
Source: RefSeq, a predicted model, not a curated record